This is a messenger RNA of Carassius carassius (crucian carp), 2030 nucleotides long. RefSeq names its product fidgetin-like protein 2. The transcript is spliced from 3 exons. The record is from RefSeq and is a predicted model, not a curated record. Bases 272 to 1108 code for a protein of 278 amino acids. Lineage: Eukaryota; Metazoa; Chordata; Actinopteri; Cypriniformes; Cyprinidae.
AGGGGCAGAAGGAGGUAGAGCACAGUUGGAUAGAAGGGAAAAAAAAGAAGAGGCAAGAGACAAAAAAAAAAAGAGUGUCAGAGGCAUGGCAGCGUAAAGCUUGGAAUUUACUUAUAACUGCUACAGUGCAAUGAAGAUUGAAGGAGAGGGACUGGUAUCUGUGUUUAUGAGCUAUGGUGGAAAGAUUUUUUGUACACCGAUAGCAUAUACAAUCAACUCACAAAAAUAAUAAGCUGAUACAGAAUUCUGGUUAAAACAGCAUGGUGUGGCAAUGAUGCAGUGGUCUUCUGAGUGGGCGGAGCAACGAUAUGAUGUUUCAUCUACCACAUUAUCUCCAGUACAUCCUAAGCCCCUCCCAUUUCCACAGCCCAGUCGUCCUGCGUUCUCAGGCUACACUGACGACAUCAGUGCCCUCAGCGCCUCUAGCUUGCUAAAACACUAUGCCGAGAGGUAUUCCUUCAACUCGUCCUUACAAGAACAUGGGAGUUUCCUGAGAAGUGAGCAGCAGCAGGAUCCAUGGCCUGGGGGGUACAGCGCAGACGGGCCUCCUGGUUUAGACCCAUUGAAGGGGAGCGGAAGUGAUCUUUCAGAACAGCAGUACAGCGGUGGUCCCACAUCUCAGGAUUACCCUUCAUCCUACAGCAGCCAACACCUGCUGCCUAAACCAUCCUAUCUUCCAUCUCCAGCAUUUGCCUUGCCAUCUGCAUACCUGCCACCCGCACCAGGCUACGUUUAUUCACAGCAAUGCGGUCUGAGUGCUAGUUACCCUCAGAGCACCCCUUCUCUGCUGCCCUCCGGUCUACACACUCCCACACCUCUUCACAGCAGCCUCGCUGCUGCUGAACUUCCACGUAACAGGAGGUUCAGCUUCGACCAAUCCAAAACUGCCAGAGUCUCACCAUACACAAUCAGGGACAAGACUGAACGGCAGAACAGCGACAGUGGUGGAAAUGUCAACGGAAGUUGUGGGACAGACCUCCAGAGCUACAGGCCUGAUAGACUUUCCACUCAGUCUGAUCUUGAGGGAGAUUCUGUGGGUAAGACCAGUCAUCUACAGCCUCCGGAGACACAGUCUUAUGGAGGUCCGGGACAGUACACAUACCCUUGAGGGCAAAUAGCAUUAUGGUAUGAAACCAUUUACGGACUGAGAAGAUAGAUGUCUCUCUUAUGCACAUUAUCAUUAUUUCUGACUGCAGCUUUAAUGAGACCUGUAGCACAGACACUCUUUUGUAUCCCUGAAAUCACGCUUUUUUAUUCCCUUCCUUUCCUCUUCUACUAUCUCUCUCUAUAAUUAUGUUGUGCAGUGAAGCACAUUAUGGUGUCAAGUAUUAAUCCACUACUUCAGUUAAUGAAAUCCAAGCAAAAGAAAGACUGAAAGAGAGGAAUGGAAAAGAAAAGUACACAAAAUGAAGCCUGUAUUAUAAGACAAAGCACACAUAUGAAAGUUUCAUAUGUCAUGUCUAAUGACAAUUUGUUAGUGAGCAUGACUGUGGUAAGGUCAUGGAUGUUCUUCAACACUGAAAUCAGAUAAAAUCACUCUUAUUUUAGGAAUAUUAUGUAAUAUUCCUCUAUAAACUUUGAAUGUAAACUUGAUUUCCCUCAGGAAUUGUGAAUGUAGCCAUACUUAAUGUUUAUCUUAUACAAUUUUUGAGUUUGAAAGAUGUUUUUGUCUUUUAUUGUCUAAUUAGUGUAGUAUAUUUGCCAUGUCCUUCAAAAAAAAAAAAAGUAUUUGUAACAUUACAUACAGUAUUUCAAUCAUAAAAAUGCAUAUUUUUACAGAACACAUAAUAUAUCUGGCUUUUACAGGGCUAAUGGAAAAAGGCUAAAAGGCUCUCUGCAGUCUUUAACACUAUUCACCUAUUGUGACAUUUACUAUGGAAACCCACAGAGCUGUCCCAGCCCCCUGAAUUGAUCACUGGAUGUGUUUUUCUCUAAACCUUCUCUGUUUUGAAUGAGGCAUGUGAAAGAAUAGAGAGCUUUUGUUAUGGUGAGACAAGUGGGACAUACACUGAAAUGUACAAACAGAAAUG